Molecule: messenger RNA, 7695 nt
Organism: Heterocephalus glaber (naked mole-rat)
Lineage: Eukaryota; Metazoa; Chordata; Mammalia; Rodentia; Bathyergidae
Gene: Lrp8
Product: LDL receptor related protein 8
Biological process (GO): receptor-mediated endocytosis
Cellular component (GO): signaling receptor complex; plasma membrane; apical plasma membrane
Molecular function (GO): calcium ion binding; protein binding; hormone binding
Source: RefSeq, a predicted model, not a curated record
CGGAGCCCGGGGCCCGCCAUGGGCCGCCGGGAGCGGGGCGCGCUCCGGCCGCUGCUGCUCCUGCUCCUCCUGGUGCUGCAGCAUCUCGCGGCGGCGGCGGAUCCGGCGCGCGGCGGCCAAGGGCCGGUCAAGGAGUGUGAAAAGGACCAGUUCCGGUGUCGGAACGAGCGCUGCAUCCCCUUGGUGUGGAGAUGUGACGAGGACGACGACUGCUCGGACAACAGCGACGAGGACGACUGCCCCAAGAAGACGUGUGCGGACAGCGACUUCACCUGCGGCAACGGCCACUGCAUCCCUGAGCGGUGGAAGUGUGAUGGUGAGGAGGAGUGUCCCGACGGCUCCGACGAGUCUGAGGCCACCUGCACCCAGCAAGUGUGUCCUGCAGAGAAGCUGAGCUGUGGACCCACCAGCCACAAGUGUGUGCCUGCCUCGUGGCGCUGCGACGGAGAGAAGGACUGUGAGGGUGGAGCAGACGAGGCCGGCUGUGCUACCUUGUGCGCCCCGCACGAGUUCCAGUGCAGAAACCGCACGUGCCUGGCCGCCGUGUUCGUGUGCGACGGCGACGAUGACUGCGGGGACGGCAGCGACGAGCGCGGCUGCGCGGACCCAGCCUGCGGGCCCCGGGAGUUCCGCUGCGGCGGCGGCGGCGGCGCCUGCAUCCCCGCGCGCUGGGUCUGCGACAGCCAGUUCGACUGUGAGGACCGCUCGGACGAGGCGGCCGAGCUCUGCGGCCGAGCAGGCCUGGGGACCACGCCGGCGCCCGCAGCCUGCACCCCCAGCACCCAGUUCACCUGCCGCAGCGGCGAGUGCAUACACCUGGGCUGGCGCUGCGACGGCGACCGCGACUGCAAGGACAAGUCGGACGAGGCCGACUGCCCAGUGCUGGGGACCUGCCGUGGAGAGGAGUUCCAGUGUGGGGAUGGGACUUGUGUCCUUGCAAUCAAACGCUGCAACCAGGAACGGGACUGCCCAGACGGGAGCGACGAAGCCGGCUGCCUGCAGGAGUCCACUUGUGAGGGUCCCCGCAGAUUUCAGUGUAAGAGUGGCGAGUGCGUGGACGGCGGGAAAGUGUGUGAUGCUCAAAAGGACUGCCAGGACUGGUCAGAUGAGCUUCUGAAAGAGUGUGUUGCACCAACAUUCCGGGGAAACAGAAGGAGGCCCAGGGGACUGAAUGAGUGUCUGCACAACAAUGGCGGCUGUUCCCACAUCUGCACUGACCUCAAGAAGGGCUUUGAGUGCUCGUGCCCGGCAGGCCUCCGUCUUCUGGAUCAGAAGACCUGUGUUGACAUAGACGAGUGUGAGGACCCAGACGCUUGCAGCCAGAUCUGUGUAAAUUACAAAGGGUACUUUAAGUGCGAGUGCCACCCUGGCUACGAGGUGGACACACUGACCGAGAGCUGCAAGGCUGUGGCUGGCAAGAGCCCAUCCCUAAUCUUUACCAACCGGCACGAGGUACGGAGGAUAGACCUGGUGAAGCGGGAUUACUCACGCCUCAUCCCUAUGCUCAAGAAUGUUGUGGCACUGGAUGUGGAGGUUGCCACCAAUCGCAUCUACUGGUGUGACCUCUCCUACCGCAAGAUCUACAGCGCCAACAUGGACAAGGCCAGCGACCCAGCAGACCAGGAGGUCCUCAUUGAUGAGCAGCUGCACUCUCCAGAGGGCCUGGCAGUGGACUGGGUCCACAAACAUAUCUACUGGACAGACUCGGGUAAUAAGACCAUCUCAGUGGCCACACUUGAUGGUCACCGCCGAUGCACUCUCUUCAGCCGUGACCUCAGUGAACCCCGGGCUAUUGCUGUUGACCCCCUGCGAGGGUUCAUGUAUUGGUCUGACUGGGGGUACCAGGCCAAGAUCGAGAAGUCUGGGCUCAACGGUGUGGACCGGCAAACACUGGUGUCAGACAAUAUUGAAUGGCCCAACGGAAUUGCCCUGGAUUUGCUGAACCAGCGUUUGUACUGGGUGGACUCCAAGCUACACGAGCUGUCCAGCAUUGACUUCAGUGGCGGCAACAGAAAGAUGCUGAUUUUUUCCCCUGAUUUCCUGAGCCACCCUUUUGGGAUAGCUGUGUUUGAGGACAAGGUAUUCUGGACAGACCUGGAGAAUGAGGCCAUUUUCAGUGCAAAUCGGCUUAAUGGACUAGAAAUCUCCAUCCUAGCUGAGAACCUGAAUAACCCACAUGACAUUGUCAUCUUCCAUGAGCUGAAGCAGCCAAGAGCUGAAGAUGCCUGUGAGCUGAAUGCCCAGCCCAAUGGAGGCUGUGAAUACCUGUGCCUUCCUGCUCCUCAGAUAUCCAGCCACUCUCCCAAGUACACAUGUGCCUGUCCUGACACGAUGUGGCUGGGCCCAGACACGAAGAGGUGCUACCGAGCACCUCCAUCUACCUCAACUACGACUUUAGCUUCUACUACGACAAGGACAGCAGCUGCCACCACGAGAGUCCCUGGAACCACUGUCCCCAGCUCCACCUACCAGAACCACACCACAGAGACACCAAGCCUGACAGCUGCAGUCCCAAGCUCAGCUAGUGUCCCCAGGGCUCCCAGCAUCAGCCCGUCUACCCUAAGCCCUGCAACCAGCAACCACUCCCAGCACUAUGGAAAUGAAGGUGGCAAGAUGGGCUCAACCGUCACUGCUGCUGUCAUUGGGAUCAUUGUGCCCAUAGCGGUAAUAGCGCUGCUGUGCUUGAGUGGCUACCUGAUCUGGAGAAACUGGAAGCGGAAGAACACCAAGAGCAUGAAUUUUGACAACCCAGUCUAUAGGAAAACAACAGAAGAAGAAGAUGAAGAUGAGCUCCAUAUAGGGAGGACUACUCAGAUUGGCCAUGUCUACCCUGCAGCAAUCAGAAGCUUUGAUCGCCCACUGUGGGCAGAGCCCUGUCUUGGGGAGACCAGAGAACUGGAAGACCCAGCCCCUGCCCUCAAGGAGCUUUUUGUCUUGCCGGGGGAACCAAAGUCACAGCUGCACCAACUCCCGAAGAACCCUCUUUCCGAGCUGCCUGUCGUCAAGUGCAAGCGAGUGGCAUUAAGCCUUGAAGAUGAUGGACUGCCCUGAAGAUGGGACCUCCCCCUUCGUGCCUCCUGGAGUUCAGUCCCAUGCACUGCUCUCUCUGGAUGAUGUAUGACUGGAUGGAUGGGUUUCUAUGUAUGGGUCUGUGUGAGUGAGUAUGUAUGCGUGUGUAACUUUUUAAAAAUUUAUGUUGCGGAAAGGUAACCACAAAGUUAUUACGAACUGCAAACAUCCAAAGGAUGUGAGAGUUUUUAUACGUAUAAUGUUUUAUACACUAUUAAGGGUUGCACUACCCAUGAGGAAUUCAUGGAAUGGCUACUGCUGAGUGACUAACAUGAUGUAUAUAACCAAACGGGGGCCAAUGGUACAGUACCUUACUCAUCCUUUAAAUACUAUAUUUACAGAGGAUGUUUGAUUUGGGGGGCUUUUUUAGGUUUUGGGGUUUUGUUUUUGUAAAUAAAAUGAUUAUGCUUUGUGGCUAUCCAUCAACAUAAGAAAAAAAAAACUUCAACUCUGUCCCCCAUUUAGAUUAUUUAUUAACAUAUUUCAAAAAUAAGAUUAGUUUAUAAAUAAUUUAGAGAAGUGAAAGUAUUUAUUUUUGGUAUGCUUGGCCCAUCAUGCAGACUCUAUAUGUGUGUUUAUGUGUGUAUGUGUGUGAGAGAGAAAAACCUGUGGAGAAGAGGCACAUCUAUGGCUACUAUUCAAAUACAUAAAUUUAUUUUAAAACUGUCCACAAGAAGGGUACCUGCAGUUUUCAGAGAAACCUUUGGAAGUGACUCAGAAAACUGAUAACCAACCAUGGUUUGUGCAAACGUGUAGUGGAAGAGGCAGAUCUUUUCACCUGUGGCUGCUGUGACUCCCACCUGGGCUUUCUUUUUUGUGGCUAAGGUCAAUGUACAGAUGCUGUAUUACACAGUGCUAGAAGUUCUAAUCAGUUCAAAAGGCAACACACCUGCUUGCUUGUCAGAACAAACAAAUCCUUGUUUUAAAGUUCAUCUCUUGAGUAACUUCUUUAAUUUCCAUCAGGAUGCUGGGGUUGAAUCCAGUAAGCUUCCUCUGAAGCACCCUGAAGCAUGCCAUCCUUACAGAGCUAAGUGGAGAUGUUUCUAGACCAGUCCAGGUUUGCUGUACAGACUGGCUCAGAUGUCAAAUCUCUGAGACAUGCUGUGGAUGAGGAUAAAGAUGGUGGAACAGAUUUUAUUACACCUCCAUUUCUCUCUUCCCCUCAGUCUCUAUCAUUUCUUUUAGGUGGGGGAAGAAUUUUAAAGUUAAGAAAUAGGUUUCUUACUAUCAUAUGUUCAUAGAAAAAGUAAAUUUUGGCUUAAGUCAGAACAAGUGACCAAACCUGAAAUUAUAUUUGAGGGGAAAUGGCAUAUGCAAUAUUACAGCAUAUUGGAUAAAUACGUUCACACAGGGAUUUUACUGGUUUAUAAAUAAAAGGAAAACUCUGGGUAUAUGUAUAGAUUGUUUUUUUCAUUAUGGACAGACACUUUCUUAGCUUUUCCUUGGCCUUGGGUGAGGUGAGGAGAAGUGCUAUUUUCUAUCUGUGGGGUCUACAAUUGGAUAAAUAAUCCUACAGUCCCAGAAGGAAUUCAGUCGCACUGGCUUUCUCAUCCAAAAUGUGCUCUUUCUUUUAACUGCUGUUCUGCCACUUCAUUCCUGCUAAACCAGGCACCCGUACAACAUGGAUGUGCUUGGCUUAAGUAGGAGCAGACGACCUGUAUCUAACCUUAACAUACCUGGAACUUGACAAACUUAGGCAAUGUCUCCCUACUCCUACCCUCCAGCACCCCCAACUCUGAAGCUUGGAUGUCUCACCAGCAUUUUGAAUUUCUGAGCGGAUAAUCUGGAGCUCUAUCUUCCUGUUCCUAGGACCUUUCUCUACGUCAAUGAUGGUCUCCUAACCUCUAAGAAAAUAACCAUGUUCCAGAAUGUCCAGGGCACUAUGCUUUACAACUUUCUCAUGAUAUCCACGUGUUGAUGGUCCUGAGAGAUUAAGAGGCUAAAUGCAAUUGACCUGGACCCAUACCAAACAAAAUUUUAAGAACAGGUGGCCAACUCCUAUGGAGCUUAAUCACCACUAUUCUUUCAAGAAUGGAAAGUAAAAUUAUUUUUGACAAGAAAAGUGAUGAAAGUGAAACACUGAAAUUUACAUAAGACAAAUGACUUUUUCUGUAAUAUGCCUCCAAAGAAACUGAAUUUCCAAAGGAAAUUAAAUAACUGGCUAAUGCACACUUUUAAAAUUUUCAAUCAGAUCCUGUUCUUCACAGAAAAACAAAAGAUAAUAAGGUCAGAACUUACAGUCGGAGACCUCAAAAUGAUGAAAUUCACAAUUCUCUCAGAGACAUUCCUAUUUCCUGAAUAUGCUACAACUGCAGUUUGAAAGAGGCAGCUAUGGGAGAAACCUACAAGAAACAAAUGGAGAAAUACAUGUUGGAUGGCAGUAAAUUAGAUGAAAUCGGAGGAGUCAGAUCUACUUUCCUCCUAUUCUUGGAGGCUUUUUGAGCCUUGUUUGAGAUAUAGUUUUCAUUUCUGUUGCUUUCCCCCUCUCCCAUGCAUUUGUAUUUACAGACAACAACAGAUCAUGAAGCCAUUGGACUAUAGAGCUGGAAGCUAAGAUAUAAUACCAAGAGGGCAGUAGACAGUAUUUCCUUUAUUUAUAAAAAAAGAAGUUAGCCUAGUCCUUUUCCUCCCUUUCCUUCUCCAGGACAACUUUGGGGUCCCUGAACAUUGUUUCAAACCUGCUUCCAAUCCUGCAGCUUUCUGGUAGGAUUUGUUGAGGCACUGGUAGAAAAGGCCUUCCAUAAACAGGGAAAACCAAAACUUUAUUUACUCUUGAUAGCGUGAUUACAUUUAAAACAGACUGAAGUAACUGUAACCUCAGCUGGCAAAAAGGAAAUAAGAUAGGAUUUAAAUUUAUGGCAAUAAGUACUAGCUAUCCCUUCAGUUAUCUCUAUGUGAUUGCAGUACAUUAUAUUCAUUCCCUAAAACCAUUUAUUAGCUGCCAACAGUGUACCAGGCACUGCAGAUGUCAGUUUAAAUGUUUCCUGUCCUUACAGAUCUCACAGUAAUGGUAGAGGAAGACAUCUGUGGAUACAAAAAAAGGAGUAAAUUCCAUGUAGAGUAACAUUAGGGAACAAAGUGGGGAAAGAGGGUCAUUAUACCUGAGGACAGGAAGAAUAGGGUCAUUAUAGAAGAAGUGACCUUACGCUAAGUCUUAAAAAUUAAGGGCUGUCUAGGCUGCUUCUGGCAGAGGAAACACUGAGCUUUGAGGCAUGAACCAGCAUGGGAACAUUAAGGAACUGCAUGUAGUUCAUUGUAAGUGGAAUGAAAGACUCAAAUAGACUUAGUAAGAAAUGAGGCUGAAUGGAAAAACAGGUUCAACAUAAGCACUUUAUAAAAUACUUAUAUUUAAUGUUUGAUUUAAUUAAGCAAACAUUCCUUGGUCAUUUAUUUUGUACAGGGCACUAAGUGGAACUUAGGAUGUGUUGCCAGUGCUUUGCAGAUAUAACAUUAUUCAGCCUCAAGCUUUCCAGUGGCCACAGGGAAAUGUUGGUUGUUUUUCAUAUGAGUCGGAGAUUUCUGAUACAGUUAAUAAAAACGAAUAAAAGGGCAGUGAGAUUUUCACAGAAGCAUGCCAUGUUAAGAUCCUCUUAGAUUUUCUUAACUGUGAGAAAGGAAACUGGAAAUUUGAACGACAUGGUCUGGAGAGGGGAUCCCAAUCAUUGUACAAUCCGGCACUAGUGGGAAUGGGGAAAGGGCCAUUUGGAUCCCCUAGGAAUGUGAACCCCACCCCCCCAGCUCCAACCACAUACUCAUCAUUUCACAGAAUAUAAGUGAGGGCCAGGCAUUUAACUCAGUGGUUCUGGUGCCUGCCUCGAAAGCGCAAGGUCCCGAGUUCGAUCCCUAGUACCAAAAAUAGAAAAAUAAAUAAAUGAGUUAGCAGUUUAAAAUUUCAGAAUAAUUUUCUUUCCAUAAAUGCAUGAGGAUAAGGCAUCAAGAAUCUUCUCAUAAUAUAUUUUUAGAGAAUUUUCAGGAUAUGAAGAUUUUAGAAGGUAGAGGAAUUACAGCUUCAAAUUUUCAGUUAACAUUAAAAAUCAGGAAACUUCACUCAGGCUGUGCACCGUGUGCAUGGUCAAGAAUCAGCAGAAACCCUCUGUAUUUGCAAACACUUUGUGCUAUAAAAAGUAAUUUUAAAAAACCCCACCUGUAUAAAUAUAUAUAUAUAUAUUUAAAGACAAGGUUUUGAUACUUUUUUACAAAAAUUACAAGAUAAAACAACUGUACAGAUCAUGUGCUUUUAAAAUAGCAUUCUGUUCUAUAGAAGCUUGUUAAUUUGAGGGUUAAGUACUGGUUUGUAAACUCCAUCAUAUUGUAUACAAAUGGAUUUUCCUUGUUUGUCUCCAGCACAACCCCAAAUUACUGUAUUUGAUGUAACAAUCGGGCAUGGUAGAACAUUCAGUCACACUAAACCGUUUCUGCUUUGUCUUGUCAUUUGGAGUUCCGUUAGCUUCUGUACUGGUGCCCGGGGUAGUCUGACUUCUCUUCCAGAGGCAGAGGGACGGGAGGUGGUGUGCUGCAUCUCACUAGCUGUACUGACAUCAUCUUGGUGAACUGAAAACCAAAUGUAGACAUCUUUAAAAUCAGUACAAUGUUUCUAGAAAGAAAUUAAAUCCAUUUUUAAAAAUC